Molecule: messenger RNA, 1350 nt
Organism: Penicillium atrosanguineum
Lineage: Eukaryota; Fungi; Ascomycota; Eurotiomycetes; Eurotiales; Aspergillaceae
Gene: pex13
Product: peroxin PEX13
Exons: 3
Coding region: 1-1350 (449 amino acids)
Biological process (GO): protein import into peroxisome matrix, docking
Cellular component (GO): peroxisome; peroxisomal membrane; peroxisomal importomer complex
Molecular function (GO): protein binding
Source: RefSeq, a predicted model, not a curated record
AUGGCGUCGGUAUCGCCGCCAAAACCUUGGGAGAGAGCAGGCGCAGUUGGAAACGCACUAUCAACUGCUCCGACUGCUGGUACUCCAGCGGCUUCAACCGCCAUGACCACGACUUCACCCGCUAACCCCGCAACCUCAUCUGCUCCCGCCCUCCCGUCUCGCCCUGACACUCUCAACACCGUCGUCAACAACACCGCCUCUAACUACUCGCCCUACGGCGCCUCUCGUUUUGGAUCUUCGUACGGUGGCUACGGCGGCAUGGGAGGCAUGGGAGGCAUGGGAGGCAUGAGCUCCUACUCGUCACCGUACUCCCGCUUCGGCUCGAUGGGGUCGAUGUACGGCGGUUAUGGCGGUAUGGGGGGUAUGGGGGGUAUGGGGGGCAUGUAUGGAGGAGGCAUGGGAGGGAUGUACGGUGGCAUGCCUGGGCAGGAUCCCAAUGACCCGAACAGCCUGACCAACUCGUUCAGCCAGAGCACCCAGACGACGUUCCAGAUGAUCGAGAGUAUCGUCGGUGCGUUUGGCGGGUUCGCCCAGAUGCUCGAGAGCACAUAUAUGGCGACUCACAGUUCAUUCUUCGCAAUGGUCUCGGUCGCAGAGCAAUUCGGCAACCUGCGCAACACCCUCGGCUCAGCGCUGGGCAUCUUCACCAUCAUUCGAUGGUUCCGCACCCUCAUCGCCAAACUCACCGGCCGCCCACCCCCAGCCGACGCAGCCUCUCUAACCCCCGCCUCAUUCGCAGCCUUCAUGGGCGGCCGCUCCGCAACCACUCUCCCCGACGGCUCUCCAGCCCCAGCCAAACCCUCCAAGAAACCUUUCUUCAUGUUCCUCGUCGCGGUCUUCGGUCUCCCCUACCUAAUGGGCAAACUCAUCAAAGCCCUCGCCCGCUCUCAGGAGGAAGAAGCCAAGCGCCGUGCCCUCGCCGGCCCUGGCGAACAAAACGCCGCAAUGGACCCCUCCAAACUCGACUUCUGUCGCGUCAUCUACGACUACUCUCCCGAGACCCAGGAGAGCAACGGCAUCGACCUCGCCGUGAAACAGGGCGAUAUCGUCGCCGUCCUAUCCAAAUCAGACCCCACAGGCAAUGCCUCAGAGUGGUGGCGCUGUCGCGCCCGCGACGGCCGCGUCGGAUACCUACCAGGCCCGUACCUGGAGACUAUUCAGCGCCGACCCCAACAAGCCAUUACCGGUGGAAGCGAGCCCGCGACUCGCACAAGCACAAUGAAGGGCGACCCGGACCGCACUCAGAGCCUAUCGGCCAUCUCCAAGUCCGCUGAUAAGCCGCCUGAGCUUAAGGGCAAGAUGGGUGAUAUCUCGCCUGAGAGUUUCCAGAAGAGUACUUUCUAUUCUUGA